UGAAAAUGGCAGCCUCCGUGAAAAAGAGACCGACCUCGAAGCCCAAGAAAGAUGAGGUGUCGAAACAAUCUAGGGCACCAACUCAGGAUGGGAACCAACCAUGGACACCAGCAGGUUACACAGCGUUCAAAAUUCUCAUGUCUGCUCGAUUGUGUGCUGCAUGGGGGAGCAUCAUUACAGACUGUGACGAGACAUUCAACUACUGGGAGCCGACUCAUUUCCUGCUGUUUAACAAGGGCUUCCAGACAUGGGAGUAUUCUCCGACCUAUGCCAUCCGCUCCUAUGGCUAUGUCUGGCUACAUGCUCUACCAAUCAAGUUAUACAUGAAGUUUUUGGAUACAAAUAAGAUUGUGCUGUUCUAUCUCCUGCGCUGUAUCCUGGGAUUCAUCUGUGCCCUGUGUGAAACCUACUUCUACAAGGGAGUAUGCAAGCACUACGGGGCAAACACUGGCCGACUGACAUUGUGGUUCCUGCUGUUCAGUGCUGGAAUGUUCAUCUCUUGCUCCAGUUACUUGCCAAGUAGUUUCUCCAUGUAUCUCACCAUGCUGGCCAUGGGGGCGUGGUUCCUCAGACAGUAUCAUUUGUCCAUCCUUGCAAUAGCAGCCAGCGCCAUCAUCGGCUGGCCAUUCGCUGCAGCAUUAGGGAUACCUAUAGCCUGGGAUAUUCUGCUCCGUCACAAGAACGUCAGGACAUUUGUGGUUUGGAGCUUCAUAUCCCUAGUCCUCUUCCUGCUGCCUCUCGUUCAGCUCGACUCCUUCCACUAUGACAAGCUGGUGGUUGCUCCCCUCAACAUACUGCUCUACAAUGUCUUCAGUGAACAUGGGCCAGAUUUGUAUGGAGUGGAGCCUUUCUCUUUCUACUUUCUCAAUGGAUUCCUCAACUUCAAUGUGAUGUUCAUGGCUGCCCUGGUCUGUUUACCUGUAGCAAUAAUUGUUCGCUGGGUGGUGCAGUCAUCAGACACUUAUAUUCCCAUGUGGCUGUCCUUGGCUCCAAUGUACGUCUGGAUAGCCAUUUUCUUCACCAGGCCUCACAAGGAGGAACGAUUCCUGUUCCCAAUCUACCCCUUCUUUGCCCUGGGAGGUGCAAUAUGUCUUGAUAAUAUACAGAAACUGAUGAGCUAUUUGUUCCCCAAGAGGUCUGCCUACCACUACACGGAUCACACCAACUGGGUAUCCGUGUUUAGUGGGGCCCUCUUCACACUGCUGUCGGUGUCCAGGAUCAUUGCUGUUUAUCAAGGUUACCAUGCUUCCAUGGAUAUCUAUGUGGAGUUGAACAAAAUGGCAAAUGACCCAAAGAUUCACACUCUGCCAUCCGACCGGCCAGUGAACAUCUGUGUGGGCAAGGAGUGGUACAGGUUCCCCAGCAGCUUCUUCCUGCCUGAUGACAACUGGCAUCUCCAGUUUAUCAAGUCAGAGUUCAGAGGUCAACUACCAAAACCCUAUGAAUCUGGGCCUGAUGCGACAAGAAUUAUUCCGACUCACAUGAACGACCUCAACCUGGAGGAACCUACUAGAUAUAUAAACGUGAGCAGAUGUCACUAUCUGAUUGAUCUAGAUUUAGAUCAGGAGUCACCACAUGAACCCCGUUAUUCACAAAUGGAGGACUGGAAAGUUUUAUCUUCUGUAAAAUUCUUGGAUCCAACAAGGUCUCAUCGGCUGUUGCGUGCAUUCUACAUUCCAUUUGUAUCAGCUAAAUAUUGCACUUAUGUGGACUACAACCUUCUUAAAACAGCCAGGACUAAAAAAUCUAGAGGGAAAUCUAGCUGACUUUGAUAUGAUUUUAUAAGAAGUCAGUGACAUCUGUUUCAUAAGACUUCUUGUUUUCACAAAUAUAAAAUGAUAUAUUUGUAUAUAUGGAAAAAUAUUACAUCGUUCAUUGGUUAAGAAUGAAACAUGUUUCAUGGUUUACGUCCUCAACAAUCAUGAAGAUUAGCAUGAUCAGAUCAGACAAAUUUGAUUUGUUUGCAGAUUUUUUUAGGCGAAACUGUCAAACUGCAGGAGUCAAAAUAGAAAAUUCACAAAACAUUCUUGAUUGAGAGCUUAAUUAUGAUUAUAAAAAUUAAAAACUUAAAAAAUAACGCUUUUACAAACGCGGAUUCAUAUUAAAUAAGGGUUUUCCUCAAAGAGCAUUUGUAAGUCAAGUACCAAAAGCAAAAUCCAAACUACUGCCAUUGACUCAAAACAUGCAACUCAACUUUUGUUGGGGAUAUUUCAAAUUAUUACACACAGAACUGAUUCCGUAUUAUGUGUCAAUGGGUGAGGAUUCCUAUCAAAAAGUGACUAGCAUAAAAGCAUUUUUUCAACCAGGAACUGACUGGCCAUAAUGUGUUCAUUUUGACACAUUUGUUAGAUCAUAAAGAGUACUCUUAAAGGUGAAUGAGUAUGGUUUUACGCCGCUUUUAGCAAUAUUCCGGCAUUAUCAUGGCGGAGGACACCGGAAAUGGGCUUCACACAUUGUACCCAUAUCAGGAAUUGAACCCGGGUCUUCGGUGUGACGAGAGAAAGCUUUAACCACUAGGCUAUCCGACCGCCCCUCAUAAAGGUGAGAGUAUUAAAUUCAUGUUCCCCAACAUUCCCCCUGAAUCAUGAUCCCAUGCUCAAUAUGUGUUUCAAGGCAGCUAUGUCUAUAGUACAUCACUAGAUUUAUAGAAGUAGAGUUUGGGGGACUGCUUUGAAAUAUAUCCAACGUGAAUUAGGAGAUAAACCUACUGUUUUGAAAUUAGAAGUAGUCUAACUGUACACAAGAUACCUCUUUUUUAUACAUUUGAAACCUCGUGCUGUCAGGGUGUAUUUUCCUUAACAUCACUUCAAGAGUUGUAGCUCAAUAAUCCAAUAUUUGUUUGUUUGUUGUUUUACGCCGCACUCAGCAAUAUUCCAGCUAUAUGACGGCGGUCUGUAAAUAAUCAAGUCUGGACCAGACAAUCCAGUGAUUAAUAUCAUGAGCAUCGAUCCACG
Messenger RNA from Haliotis rufescens (red abalone), 2954 nucleotides. RefSeq names its product alpha-1,2-mannosyltransferase ALG9-like. Bases 6 to 1766 code for a protein of 586 amino acids. Gene Ontology annotation, molecular function: alpha-1,2-mannosyltransferase activity. Lineage: Eukaryota; Metazoa; Mollusca; Gastropoda; Lepetellida; Haliotidae. The transcript is spliced from 17 exons. The record is from RefSeq and is a predicted model, not a curated record. Gene Ontology annotation, cellular component: endoplasmic reticulum membrane. Gene Ontology annotation, biological process: protein N-linked glycosylation.